This is a messenger RNA of Limulus polyphemus (Atlantic horseshoe crab), 1142 nucleotides long. Its product is annotated as fizzy-related protein homolog. Gene Ontology annotation, biological process: anaphase-promoting complex-dependent catabolic process; positive regulation of ubiquitin protein ligase activity; positive regulation of anaphase-promoting complex-dependent catabolic process. The annotation marks the transcript as partial. NCBI's taxonomy places the organism in Eukaryota, Metazoa, Arthropoda, Merostomata, Xiphosura, Limulidae. Gene Ontology annotation, cellular component: anaphase-promoting complex. Gene Ontology annotation, molecular function: anaphase-promoting complex binding; ubiquitin ligase activator activity; protein binding. The transcript has 8 exons. The record is from RefSeq and is a predicted model, not a curated record.
GAACAAUCGGAAGAAAGAAAAGCAUCCUUGUCAGCCGAUAGGAAAAAUCUUUUUCAGUACCGGGUGAAGCGAAGCAACUCACACAGUGGAUCCUCUUCACCAUACUCCGUAUCUCCAGUCAGUAGCAAAAGUCAGAAGUUGUUAAGGUCACCGAGAAAGGCAGCAAGAAAGAUCUCAAAAAUUCCUUUUAAAGUCCUUGAUGCUCCCGAACUUCAGGAUGACUUCUACCUAAACCUAGUUGACUGGUCUUCAACGAACGUUCUCAGUGUAGGCUUAGGGACGUGUGUUUAUCUGUGGAGUGCGUGCACAUCCCAGGUGACGAGGCUGUGUGACCUGUCUCCUGAUGGUGACUCGGUGACGUCUGUAUCCUGGGCCGAAAGAGGCCAGCUGGUGGCAGUAGGAACACAUAAAGGCUAUGUUCAAGUGUGGGAUGUAGCAGCCAACAAUAUAUCAUCGAAAGAGCAGAAAUCAUGUAAUGAUAAACGUUUUUUUCAGGUUUGUGGAUUAAAGUGGUCACCAGAUAACCAGCAUCUCGCCUCGGGCGGGAACGACAACAAGUUAUUUGUGUGGAACCUGAACAGCGUGGUACCCGUACAGACGUACACAGAACACCUUGCUGCUGUUAAGGCUAUUGCUUGGUCACCACAUCACCAUGGCCUCUUGGCCAGUGGUGGGGGUACGGCUGACCGGUGUAUAAGGUUCUGGAACACCUUAACUGGUCAGCCCAUGCAGUGUGUGGACACAGGGUCACAAGUGUGCAACUUAGCAUGGUCUAAGCAUGCUUCGGAACUUGUAAGCACUCAUGGAUAUUCCCAGAACCAGAUCCUCGUGUGGAAGUACCCUUCCUUAACUCAAGUAGCUAAAUUAACGGGGCACUCUUAUAGGGUACUGUACCUGGCAGUGUCACCUGACGGUGAAUCCAUUGUGACAGGUGCUGGGGAUGAAACAUUAAGGUUUUGGAAUGUCUUUAGCAAGGCAAGGUCUCAGAAGGAAGCCAAGUCAGCACUGAAUUUAUUCACAAGCAUUCGUUAAGAUUAGACUUAUCAUGGAACAAACGUCUCAUCAAUGUCGAGUUUUCUGUAUAAUUUUUACAGUGUUGUAGCAAAGCAUUUUUGUGAAUAAAACUUGUAUAAUUUCCUUCA